AUUGGCGAAUAGUUUCCUUAGGUGGUCAGGUUUGGCCUUAGUAUUUUAUUAUACAGACAGGCUGCCUUGCCUGAGUCGGUGUAGUGAUCUGCUGCCCGUAACAAUGAAGGUGGCGUUCCUGUUGGCCACCUUGGCGGUGGCCGCAAGCGCCGAGGUCUACCUUAAGGAAACCUUUGAUGAUUCCUGGGCGGAUCGUUGGGUGAAGUCUAAGUGGAAGCAGAGCGAGGGUCAAGCUGGCGAUUUUACGCUCAGCGCCGGGAAAUGGUAUGGCGACGCUGAGGCGGACAAGGGUAUCCAGACGGGACCGGACUCCAAAUUCUUUGCGACUUAUGCGACCUUGGACAAGGUCUUCGACAACACUGGCAAGGAUACAGUUGUGCAGUUCUCGGUGAAGCAUGAGCAAGACCUGGACUGCGGAGGCGGUUACAUUAAGCUGAUUCCAGCUUCCAGCGAGAAGCAGAUGGAGUCCUUCGGCGGUGAGACACCCUACUCCGUCAUGUUCGGUCCUGAUAUUUGCGGCUACUCUACUCGCAAGAUUCAUGUCAUUCUUACUUACAAGGGUAAGAAUUACUUGAUCAAGAAGGACCUGAAGGCGGAGUCUGAUCAGCUGACGCACGUUUACACCCUGGUGAUUAAGCCCGACAACACUUACAAGGUUUACGUCGACCUGAAGGAGGUUGCCUCGGGCUCUCUCUUCGAGGACUGGGACAUGCUGCCUCCAAAGACUGUUAAGGACCCUAAGGCCAAGAAACCUGAGGACUGGGACGAGCGUGAGGAGAUUGCGGAUCCCGAGGACAAGAAGCCCGAUGGCUGGGAUGACAUCCCCGCUACCAUCCCGGAUAAGACUGCCACUAAGCCGGAUGACUGGGAUGACGAGGAGGACGGCGCCUGGGAGGCUCCAACCAUCCCGAACCCUGAGUACAAGGGCGAGUGGAAACCGAAGAUGAUUCCGAACCCUGCCUACAAGGGCAAAUGGGUUGCCCCUGACAUUGAUAACCCCGAGUACGUCCACGAUGACACCCUCUAUAACUUCAAGGACCUCAAAUUCGUGGGCUUCGAGCUCUGGCAGGUGAAAUCGGGCUCCAUCUUCGAUAACAUCAUUGUCACAGAUGACUUCGAUGUUGCUAAGGCUUUUGCUGAGGAGACCUGGCAGAAGACCAAGGAUGCUGAGAAGGAGAUGUUUGAUAAGGUAAAGAAGGAGGAGGACGAGAAGAAGGCGAAGGAGGCCCCGCCGCCAUCUUCCGAGGAGCCUGCCGAGGAGGACGAGGACGAUGAGUACGAGGACUCCAAGGAGGAGCCGGCUCACGUCGGCACCAUUAAGCUGCCGGAUGAGGAGGAGUCCAGUGGACAUGAUGAACUCUAGACUGAGCGAGACUUCUUUAGGAUAGAUGUUCUGCUCGCGUGGGGCUUGCUUGGGCACAUGACCGUGUUAGAUAGACGUGACCAUUCGUGACCUGACUCUUAAGCUAACGAGAAAUGGGAGACCGAUGACUUGAUUUAGGCAGGAUGACUGUUCGGGCAGGCGCUCGGUAGACGAAGGAUGUAAAACUUUGCUUACAUUAAGAUUGACAAUAUGAAAGCCAUGCGUGUGUAUAUUUGAUCUGCAGUGGGGUAGUCGCAUGCGAUCGCGGCUCGGCGAAAAUCUGCUGCGUUGUGAUAGCGUCGGAAGACUGCACUGUAAUGAUCACCGUACAUUGUGUGCAAGAAAAGGAGUGGGCAGUGGGACAGAGGAUCCAGAACACCAACUCGAGAGCCAAUGUCAUUCCGGCAUUUGGUACGGCAGUGCCAUGGUGUACGGAAACUGCUCACCUCUGCGGAGAAGUAUUUUAAUAGCACGUGGUUG
Messenger RNA from Volvox carteri f. nagariensis, 1843 nucleotides. RefSeq lists its product as uncharacterized. Gene Ontology annotation, biological process: protein folding. The record is from RefSeq and is a predicted model, not a curated record. Bases 104 to 1363 code for a protein of 419 amino acids. Gene Ontology annotation, molecular function: calcium ion binding. Lineage: Eukaryota; Viridiplantae; Chlorophyta; Chlorophyceae; Chlamydomonadales; Volvocaceae. The transcript is spliced from 8 exons. Gene Ontology annotation, cellular component: endoplasmic reticulum; endoplasmic reticulum membrane.